AGCCAGCCAGCCAGCCACUCAUCCUCCCUUCCAUGCAGUCACGACAAAUAGUUCCCACGGUUUCAGGCCUCUGAAAGUUCACAACUGGGAAAUGUUCCGUCUCAUAAUCUCUCUCUCCCUCUCUCUCUUAAAGAAAUUAGGGGGAAAAAAGCAUAAAAACAUCAGAACCAUAAGGAUGGAGGUUGGGCUGAAGCACGAGACACCUUCCAAGAUACAUCUGCUAUCUUCCUACGUCCACAAGGAGUUGAGCCAGAAAACAUACAAUAAGCAUUUGCAGGGCGCGUAGGUGGGGGGUGAAGAAGGAGAAGAAAAAUAAGAAUAGAAGAUCAGGAAACCAAUUAAUAAUUGAACAAGAGUGAGAAUGGGAUUUGUAAAUAACAUAGGAAAGUAUAAGCUGGGUCGUACAAUUGGAGAAGGAAAUUUCGCCAAGGUAAAGCUGGGGUUAGACACUGCUAAUGGCCAGUAUGUUGCAAUCAAGAUCAUCGAUAAGCAGAUGGUCAUUGAUAACGACCUCAUCUCUCAGGUACAGAGAGAAAUAAAAACCAUGAAGCUUCUGCAUCACCCAAACAUAGUUCGAAUACAUGAGGUUUUAGGAACAAAGACAAAAAUUUACAUUGUCAUGGAGCACGUAUCAGGAGGGCAGCUUUCGGACAAGAUGUCCUAUGUGAAGAGGUUUAGUGAAAGGGAGGCAAGAAAGCACUUUCAGCAAUUGAUGGAUGCAGUGGAUUAUUGCCAUGGAAAAGGAGUUUAUCACCGAGAUCUAAAGCCAGAGAACUUGCUUUUGGAUUGUAGAGGAGCUUUGAAGGUGUCUGAUUUUGGACUCAGCGCGUUGAGGAAGCCCGGGGACCAGCUGUCUACAGCAUGCGGCUCUCCAAGCUAUGUAGCACCAGAGCUGCUUUCUGGGAAGAAAUACGAUGGUGCGGCUGCAGAUGUUUGGUCUUGUGGAGUAAUACUUUUUGAAUUACUUGCCGGAUAUCUACCAUUUGACGACCGCAACUUACUGAAAUUGUAUAAGAAGAUAUCAACAGCAGAAUAUGCAUGUCCUCCAUGGUUUUCAGAAGGCUCAAAGAAGCUGAUUGCCAGAGUAUUUGAUCCAGAUCCUAGACGGCGAAUCACGAUCUGUCAAAUUAUCGAAAAUGAGUGGUUUCAAACAAAUUAUGAGCCUGCUGUGGGAAUUGAAUGUGAUGGAAAAAUCAAUCUGGAUGACGUUCAUGCUGCUUUUGAUUCAAUUGAGGAAAAUGCCACUGAAACCAAGAUACCCAAACCCUCUAAUUUCAUCAACGCCUUCCAACUGAUAGCAAUGUCAAAUGAUCUUGAUUUGUCGGGUCUCUUUGAAGAGAAGGGUGACGACAAACAGAAAACAAGAAUCGGAACCAAGCAUACAAUUAACGAGACCAUAAUGAAAAUUGAGGAAGCUGCAAAGGAUGUCCGUCUCUCAGUUGAAAGGAUGAACAACUCUAAGAUGAAAAUGCAUCAGAAACAGAAAAUGACAAGAUGCUGCAGAUCAAAUGUCAAUCUAUCAGCAGAGGUCAUUGAGGUGGCUCCAACUCAUUGUGUUGUGGAAAUAUCAAAAUCUGCAGGGGAAUUGGGAGUUUAUAAUGAGUUCUGCAAUAGUCUAUCGGGUCUGCUGAAAGAGAAAUCAAGCAUUCGAUUAGAAGGACAAGAAACAAAGGAAAUCCACAUUAACAAUCAAGAAAGAGGAUGCUCUGAAAAGAAACAUGAUGAGGACAAUACAGACCGAAGGGCUACUAUUCUUGUUGACAACAGCCCACAUCUCAACAUGCUUCAACACAGUUCCUAAUGGAUCCUAAUGAAUGAUGUAAAGCACACAAUAAGGUGACCUGUUGUGAAUAUGAAAGAAAUAUUGCACAUCGGUUAUCCAAGACUCAACAAGAAAUGUAUGAUGCCUCCAAGCCAUCUUACAUGUUCCAAUAAUUUUUGUUUUUUGACCCGUUUACACGGAUAUGUAAUGAUAAAAAGGUUGGAAUUUUCACCACUCUUAUAUUAAAAGAAAAAUAAAAGAGUUGAAUUUUCAACAAA
Molecule: messenger RNA, 2040 nt
Organism: Malania oleifera
Lineage: Eukaryota; Viridiplantae; Streptophyta; Magnoliopsida; Santalales; Ximeniaceae
Product: CBL-interacting serine/threonine-protein kinase 21
Exons: 15
Coding region: 362-1801 (479 amino acids)
Biological process (GO): protein phosphorylation; signal transduction
Molecular function (GO): ATP binding; protein kinase activity
Source: RefSeq, a predicted model, not a curated record